AUGCACCGCGUCGGGAAGACGUUCGUCAAGACGACGAAGCGCGGGCAGGCGGUGACCAAGGUGCGACGGGAGCGGUACCUGCGCGACGACGUGUACGUCGGAUGCGGGGACGCCGCCGUCGAGGCGCGCGAGCGAACGAUCGCGCUGAUCGAUUCGAACGUCGCGCUGCAUCAGAUGGACGCGCUGGCGGACGCGAGGGUGACGGAUGUGGUGAUUUGCGCGACGGUGAUGGAGGAGACGCGAAACAAGUCGCGGACGUCGUACGAGCGGUUACGAGGAUUGUGUAAGGAUAAAGAGAAGCGGUUUUACGUGUUUAGUAAUGAGAAUCACGCGGAGACGUACGCGGAAGACGUCGCGGGGGAGUCGGCGAACGAUCGGAACGAUCGAGCGAUACGCAAGGCGGCGGCGUUUUAUCGCCGAGCGAUUCCGCGCGCGGCGUGCGAACGCGUGACGCUCGUGACGAAUGAUCGAGGAAACGCGAGAAAGGCGCGAGAGGAGAAUAUAGACGUGAUGAGCGUGAUUGAAUGGAUACAGUCGAUCUCAAACGACGCGAGCUUGGUGGAUUUGGUCGUCCCGGGCGGAGGGGCGGAGAUUCCCGAGGACGAACGCGACGCCAAGCGAGCGAAGAGCGGCGGCGGCGCGAGCGCGAGCGUUUUCGAGGCGUAUCUCGACGCGAAUGACAUCAAGGAAGGUUUAGCGAGUGGAAAAUUGAUCAAAGGCGGCGUUCGAACGUCUAGAUAUAACCCUUUUGAGGCGCACGUGAUGAAUGAAGGUACCGGAGAAGGCGUACUGCUGAGCGGACGCGCGGCGAUGAAUCGCGCCAUCGACGGCGACUUGGUCGCCGUGGAAAUCUUGCCCGAAUCCCAAUGGAUUCGUCCGGGUGGUAUGAUCAUCACCGGUACCGCAGAAGAAGACAAAGAGACGUCCUCCGCGGACGUCGACGCGAAGGACGACGCCGGCGGACUGGCGCCGGAGACUGCGGAUGAAACGGACGUCGCUGUCGCGGCGACGAAGGCGUCGGGCGUCGUUCCCACGGGAAAAGUUGUAGGUAUCAUUCGGCGCAACUGGCGCGAACGCGGUUAUGCGGCGUCGGUCGACAUGGGAAGAGACGGCAAAGGUCCAACCGCAGCCGGUGGCGGCUUCGCAUCGCGCGUCUUGUGCGUGCCGAGCGAUAGACGAUUUCCAAAGAUUCGCAUCCAGACGCGCCAACUCGAAGGCUUGCUUGACCAGCGCAUCGUCGUCGUCAUCGACGAUUGGCCCGCGGAUAGCAUGUACCCCGAAGGGCACUACGUCAAGUCGCUCGGAUUGAUCGGUAGCGUCGAUGCCGAAACACAGGCACUUCUGCUCGAAAACGACGUUGACGAUCGACCGUUCGCGCCGGCGGUGUACGCGUGCGUGCCCGCCUUGCCGUGGAAAGUCACCGACGACCAUCUCGCCGAACCCGGUCGCGAGGACUUGCGCGAUUUAUUGGUGUGCAGCGUCGAUCCUCCGGGGUGUAAAGACAUCGACGAUGCGCUGAGCGCGCGCGAUAUCGACGACGAGCGCAUUGAAAUCGGCGUGCACAUCGCUGACGUGACGUCGUUUCUGUUCCCAGACACCGCCAUGGACGAAGAGGCGGCGCGUCGAGGGACGACGACGUACUUGGUGCAACGCCGUUUGGACAUGCUUCCGGGAGCGCUGACGACGGACAUAUGCUCUUUGGUUGGAGGUCAAGAGCGCUUGGCGUUUUCGGCGUUUUGGAUCGUGCAAAAGUCCACGAUGCUUCCGGAUGAAACCGUCAAACCACGAUUUACGAAGAGCGUCAUCAAGAGCGCGGCGGCGUUGACGUACGAGCAAGCGCAGACGCGAAUCGACGAUGCAUCUUUGAACGAUGAUUUGACGCUCAGCUUGAGGCGACUUCGUGAUGUCGCAAGACAGCUACGCAAGCGGCGCAUGGCGAACGGCGCGCUGACAUUGGCUUCGCCCGAGGUGCGAUUCGAGAUGGAUCAGCAGUCGAGCGAUCCGCUCGACGUGGGCAUGUACGUCACGCGCGAGACGAAUCAAAUGGUUGAAGAAAUGAUGUUGUUAGCCAACGUCAGCACCGCGGAGCGUAUUUUGCAAGCAUAUCCCGCGGCGGCGAUGUUACGCCGUCACCCGAUUCCCGAGCAGAAAAUGUUUGAGCCCUUACUCAAGGCGGCCAAGGCGUGCGGCGUGGACAUUGACACGCAAUCCAACCGCACGCUCGCGGCGAGUCUAGACGCCGCCGUGCGACCGGAAGACGCGUAUUUCAACACGCUAUUGCGCUUACAAGCGACGCGGUGCAUGUCACAGGCGGUGUACUGCAGCUCGGGCCAAUACGCUGGACCAGAGCGCAUGCACUACGGUCUCGCCAUGCCGUUGUACACGCACUUUACGUCGCCGAUUCGUCGGUACGCCGACGUAAUCGUACACAGAUUACUGAGUGCGGCGAUCGGGCUGUGUCCUCGUCACAAGUCGUUGGAGGACUCCGAUCACGUCAAAUCCGUCGCAGACGUCUGCAACGUGCGUCAUCGCAAUUCUCAGCAAGCCGGUCGCGCGUCCGUAGAGUUACACACCUUGGUGUUUUUCCGCAAGCGCAAAAUUGUCGCCGACGCGCGCGUCUUCAAAGUGCGCGCAAACGGACUCGUGGUUUUUGUCCCAAAGUUUGGCAUCGAAGGACCUGUGCUCUUCGUCGAGGGCGAAAAUAGCGACACCGCGACUUGUACGCUCGACGAAGACGCUAUGACGGUGACGCACAAAGGAAAGACGUGGAAAGUUUUCGACCGGCUCACCGUGCGAGUGGAGGUCGAACAACUCCCUGCGCAUCGGAGUCGUUUGCUCAUCACCAUCGUUCCUGACGACACUCCGCGCGGGGAGAUCGCGAGCGCGUGA
Messenger RNA from Ostreococcus lucimarinus CCE9901, 2889 nucleotides. RefSeq lists its product with no specific name. Gene Ontology annotation, biological process: rRNA catabolic process. The record is from RefSeq and is a predicted model, not a curated record. Gene Ontology annotation, cellular component: cytoplasmic exosome (RNase complex); nuclear exosome (RNase complex). The coding region runs from base 1 to 2889 and encodes 962 amino acids. Gene Ontology annotation, molecular function: endonuclease activity; RNA binding; 3'-5'-RNA exonuclease activity. The transcript has 2 exons. Lineage: Eukaryota; Viridiplantae; Chlorophyta; Mamiellophyceae; Mamiellales; Bathycoccaceae.